AAGUUUUUGGAGUUCUGGUGGAAUCGCUCAUCCUUUUCUCCUCUCUGUGUGCCUUAGAUGAUGAGGUCACAGUAGGCAAGUUCUACGCCACCUUCCUGAUCCAAGAGUACUUCCGAAAAUUCAAGAAGCGAAAAGAGCAAGGUUUGGUGGGAAAGCCUUCACAGAGGAAUGCACUGUCCCUGCAGGCUGGCUUACGCACGUUGCAUGAUAUUGGGCCUGAGAUCCGACGGGCCAUCUCUGGGGAUCUUACUGCUGAGGAGGAGUUGGACAAGGCUAUGAAGGAGGCUGUGUCUGCUGCCUCUGAAGACGACAUCUUCAGGAGAGCUGGAGGCCUGUUUGGCAACCAUGUCAGCUACUAUCAAAGUGACAGCAGGAGCAACUUUCCUCAGACCUUCACUACCCAGCGCCCACUGCAUAUCAACAAGACGGGAAACAACCAAGGUGACACCGAGUCACCAUCCCAUGAGAAGCUAGUGGACUCCACUUUCACCCCCAGCAGCUACUCAUCCACAGGUUCCAAUGCCAACAUCAACAAUGCCAACAACACUGCCCUGGGCCGCUUCCCCCAUCCCACUGGCUACUCCAGCACAGUCAGCACUGUGGAGGGCCAUGGGCCCCCCUUGUCCCCUGCUAUCCGGGUACAGGAGGCAGCAUGGAAGCUCAGCUCUAAGAGGUGCCACUCCCGAGAGAGCCAGGGGGCCUCGGUGAGUCAAGAGAUGUUUCCAGAAGAGACCUGCAGUGUGAGAAUGAGUGAGGACGCUGAGUACUGCAGUGAGCCCAGCCUGCUCUCCACAGAUAUACUCUCCUACCAGGAUGAUGAAAACAGACAACUGACAUCUCCAGAGGAUAGGAGGGAGAUCCAGCAAUCUCCAAAGAGGAGUUUCCUCCGCUCUGCCUCUCUAGGUCGAAGGGCCUCCUUCCACCUGGAAUGUCUGAAGAGACAAAAGGAUCAAGGGGGAGACAUCUCUCAGAAAACAGCCUUGCCCUUGCAUCUGGUUCAUCAUCAGGCAUUGGCAGUGGCAGGUUUGAGUCCCCUCCUGCAGAGAAGCCAUUCUCCUACCAAGAUCCCCAGGGCAUGCCCCACACCCCCUGUCACCCCUGGCAGCCGGGGCAGGCCCCUACAGCCCAUCCCCACCCUACGGCUGGAGGGGGCUGAGUCCAGCGAGAAACUCAACAGCAGCUUCCCAUCCAUCCCCUGCAGCUCCUGGUCUGACGAGACCACUGCCUGUAGUGGGGGCAGCAGCAUGGCUCGGAGAGCCCGGCCUGUCUCCCUCACCGUGCCCAGCCAGGCUGGAGCUCCGGGGAGACAGUUCCAUGGCAGUGCCAGCAGCCUGGUGGAAGCGGUCUUGAUUUCAGAAGGACUGGGACAGUUUGCUCAAGAUCCCAAGUUCAUCGAGGUCACCACCCAGGAGUUGGCCGACGCCUGUGACAUGACGAUAGAGGAGAUGGAGAAUGCGGCAGACAACAUCCUCAGUGGGGGCGCCCAGCAGAGCCCCAACGGCACCCUCUUACCUUUUGUGAACUGCAGGGACCCGGGGCAGGACAGGGCUGUGGUCCCAGAGGACGAGAGCUGCGCAUAUGCCCUGGGGCGAGGCCGGAGCGAGGAGGCGCUCCCGGACAGCAGGGCCUACGUCAGCAACCUGUAGUCCACGGGGCUGGCGAGACGCGGGUGUUUUUUAUUCGUUUCAAUGUUCCUAAUGGGUUCGUUUCAGAAGUGCCUCACUGUUCUCGUGACCUGGAGGUAACCGGAACAGCGUCUUCAUUCACUGCUGUCGGGACAAGCCUCAGAGCUGGGCGGUGUGCGGAGUCGGCUUUUCAGGGGAGAGAAGGCCAAGGCCGUGGUGCAGGGCUCCAGCACCUUCCCGCGGCAGCACCGCCCAAAGGACCCCACCCCCCUAAGCAAAAGGGUGUUUUCCCCUUGCUUGUAUAAACAGUCAUUUGCACUUGUUCUGUCUGAGCCUGGCCGUCUCAAUGGAGCAGGGACCCAGGGAUCUAUGGCGGGAGUAGGCCAGCGCCCCGUGUAGGGGCUGGGGAGGUGGCUGCAAGGUUCCCAGCAGUGCAGGCCUGGUCCCUUCAGGGAUCCUUCCCCUGCAGGAGCUGAGGUGCAGGUGGCUAGAGCCAGUGCAGACCACACCACCCGCCCUCAGCUAGCCAGGCCAGGGGGGUGCAGGCUGCUGCCUAGUAAUCGCGGUUUCAUGGUUUGAUGGUCCUUGUUAGCAUGUUGCGGUUUUCUGGGUUUUGGUUUCUUUAUUUUUUAUUUGCUGUGCUUUUCCACGGGAAAGGGAGGAAGAAGAGCGUUUACAGUUGCGCAGCCUCACUCACUGUUUCCAUAUUUGCGUUAUUUAAGUCGGAUUUGGUUUUAUUAUAUUCUUUAAAUGGUGCGGUUUUCUCCCCCACCCCUCCUUUUCCACCCAUGGAGCGAGGGCUCAAUAUCACCACAGGAAGGUUUACCUGCUCUGUGUAUGCCCAGUAACCUGUUACAAUUUCCUUAAGUAACAGCGCCUCUCCCCCCCCCCCCUUUCU
Cricetulus griseus (Chinese hamster) is the source of this 2523-nucleotide messenger RNA. The record is from RefSeq and is a predicted model, not a curated record. Lineage: Eukaryota; Metazoa; Chordata; Mammalia; Rodentia; Cricetidae.